Messenger RNA from Coccidioides immitis RS, 4054 nucleotides. RefSeq lists its product as uncharacterized. Lineage: Eukaryota; Fungi; Ascomycota; Eurotiomycetes; Onygenales; Onygenaceae. Gene Ontology annotation, molecular function: ATP hydrolysis activity; ATP binding. Bases 1 to 3777 code for a protein of 1258 amino acids. The transcript has 3 exons. The record is from RefSeq and is a predicted model, not a curated record.
AUGCCUCACAUAUCAGAUCGAGAAUACCCUCCAGGCUUUCUAGUGCCACCCGACCCUGCUUUCACAUCCACUUCCAGCUCUCGACCGAGCACUUCUGCUAGCUCCGUUUCCACAGCCCCUUCCAGUCUCUCCGAUGAUGCAUGCAGAGAGGAUAUAGAAGACACAUCGAAGCCAGUCGAGACACCGCGAUUGGAUAUCGAAUCCAUACAAAGACCUAAUGGAAAUUCGAUCAACAUUACCUUCUCGCUCUCCAAGGCCACCUCGUCUUCUCCUUUUGCUCUAGGGGUGAACGCUCAUACAAGCCCAGACGAGUCACCCCCAGAAAUCUCACACAGCGGGCAUUCAGAUGAAGGGGACACCGACUCUGAGGUGUCCGAGCCUGAAGAACCAGUCCCGCCGCGGCCUUAUUGCAAGAAUCCUUUCCAAUUCUGCCCUUCACCAGCCGCUGAAGAAUGGGAGAAAAGGAAAGCAGCCCGAGGUGAAGUAAACGAGGUGAUAGAUAGGCUGAUGCGCUACCAGGGGUUGGAGGAGGUCAAGCAGCAAUUUUUGGACAUCAAGUCCAAGGUCGACAUUUGUGAGAGCCAAGGACGUAGCUUGAAUAGGGAGCGUUUCAAUGUCGUUUUCCAAGGAAAUCCGGGAACUGGUAUAGAUUCCCCCUACCUUGUUUCGGUGAAGCGCAUCACUGACACGAUGCUAGGCAAAACAACCUUCGCACGACUGUAUGCCGAGUUCUUGCACUCCGUUGGGGUGAUAAAUUCAAGUUAUUUCAAAGAGACAGCUGGAAUUGCUCUCGCUGUAAAAGGGGCAGAGGGAGCCCAGGACGAAGUUGAAGACAUACUCAAUCACAACGGGGGGGUCUUGUUCAUAGACGAGGCAUACCAGCUCACUGCAGCGUACAUUGAAGCUCUUGGAAAACAAGCACUGGACUUUCUCCUAAAAGCUAUGGAAGACAACAUUGGCAAACUGGUGGUGGUAUUUGUAGGUUACAAAGAGGAGAUGGAGUCAUUCUUUGAGCACAACCCAGGCCUUACCAGUCGAAUCCCAUGGACUAUGCACUUUGCCGAUUUCACCGAUGCCGAGCUCUGGGAGAUUCUCUACGACAACAUCCACGUCGGAUACCGAGGAAAUAUGAGAGUCGACGGCGGGAUGGAUGGGAAACCUAUGCGUAUCGCCGUCCGCCGUCUCGCCCAGUCUCGGGGCAACAGAGGAUUCGGAAAUGCGAGAGCAGUGGAGAAUCUCAUCGGUCAGAUAUCGUCUCGACAGGCCAGGCGGCUUCAAAAGCUGAGAGUUCAGGGGAAGGAGCCUGAUUGCAACUUUUUCACGCAGGAAGACGUGAUUGGGCCCGACCCUUCCGAUGUCCUCCAGAGCAGCCACGCAUGGAACGAACUCCAAAAGCUUAUCGGCUUAGACACCGUCAAGAAGAAUGUGCGAACAAUGAUGGGAAUGAUCCAGAAGAAUUACCGCAGAGAAUUGAAAGAGAUCAAGCCGUUCCAGCUUCCUUUGAAUCAGCUCUUCCUGGGACCUCCUGGAACAGGCAAAACUACCGUUGCAAAACUCUAUGGGCAAAUCCUGAACGACCUGGGCCUUCUCACCCGAGGCGAUUUGAUCGUGAAGAACCCAGCCGAUUUUAUCGGAGAAUGCUUGGGAAAGUCAGAAGCCAAAACGAGAAAGAUUCUCGAGGCCACCGUAGGGAGGGUGUUAGUUAUCGACGAGGCGUACAUGUUGGACCCUGGUGAUCCCAACAAGGAGCAAGACAAGUUCAAGACUGGUGUCCUCGACACUUUAGUCUCCAUCAUCCAGGGGGUUCCAGGUGAAGAUCGCUGUAUCAUCUUCGUAGGAUACGAGGAUCGCAUCCGCAAUAUGUUCCACAACGCAAAUCCAGGCCUCUCUCGACGCUUUCGUGUUGACCGUCCAUUUCGAUUCCAAAACUUCACGAUCAACCAGCUGCUGCAAGUUAUGCAGCUAAAAAUGGAGCAGAAGGAUCUGUCCUGUACACCGGAAGCGUGGGAAGUCGCUCGAGACGUGUUAGAGCGGGCUCUUAUGCGUCCAAACUUUGGCAACGCCGGAGAUGUCGACAACUGUCUGGCUGCUGCUCAGAUGAAUUUCGAGCAGAGGCAGUCGGCCAAGCCGCUUCAUGAACAGGCCUGCGAUGAUGAUCUGCAGCCUCAAGAUUUCGACCCAGAUUGGGAUCGAAUUUCGAGGGGAGCAACAGAUUGUCAGCGUUUGCUGUCGGGAAAAGUGCACCAGAACAUAAUUGACAAGUUUGUAAAUUAUCAAAAGCGAUGCCUUGGUGCGCGGAAAUACGGCUUUAGGCCUCGUGACCUAGUGCCUACGAACUUCGUCUUCGCAGGGCCCGCCGGAACCGGUAAAUCGACCGCAGCUUGUCAAAUGGGCCGUAUCUUUUACAACAUGGGGCUCCUCUCCGCCCCUGAAGUUGUCGAGCACUCGGCGAGCGACCUGAUCGGCCAGUACGUUGGACAAACCUCCCCUAAAACCCGCAAACUGCUCGAGUUGGCCAGCGGCAAAGUCCUCUUCAUCGACGAAGUUCACCGCCUGGCUUCGGGCCAGUUCGCAGCGGAAGCGGUUGAUGAGCUGGUUGGGUUUCUCACUCAGCAGGAGAAUGCGGGAAAGAUGGUGGUCAUCCUCGCUGGGUACCAGUCUGACAUACGCAAUCUGAUGUCCAAUCGUCCUGACCUCUCUGGCCUAUUUAAAGAGGAGAUCGCGUUCGACGAGCUGUCGCCUGAAGAUUGCGUGGCUAUUCUUCUCCGAGAGCUGGACGCCAAUCGGAUCACUACCGAAUCGGACUUCCUACGAGUUCGUGAAAGUAGAGGCCAUUCCAAUGUGCGAAAACUGUUCAAAGCUUUGAUAGCGUUGCCCGGCUGGAGCAACGCGCGUGACGUGAAAUAUUUGGCGACACAAAUAUUGGGCAAUUUCCUGGAAUCCGCCGCUGAUAACACAACGUCUGACCGGACUCUUUCAGCUGAUCAUGUCGAGGCCUGCAUCAUGGAUAUGAUCACCCUGAGCACAAACCGAUGUAAGAAGCUUGGAGACGAUGGGAAUACCGCCCUCCCGAUUUCACCUCCCCACGCGAACAACGACCCGGAGCCAGCAACACUCGAAGAGACUCAGGCUUCCCCGCCGCCACCGAGGAUCGAUCCUGCGAUCUGCACUCCAGGAGGAGAUACAGCCUGCGAUGUCGACGUCAACGUCAACACGCAACACAAGCCGGACCGCGAACACCAGCCAGGCCUAUCCAAAUCGAAGCAGCGAGAGCGCGACGACGAACCAGUCCCGAACCAGCGCCGAAGCCAACACACAAACGAUACUGACGCCCAAUCCAGCGAUGAGACCCAUGUGUCAAUCCCCCGGGCUCUCCAGCGCCAACAAUCCCCAAAAGUGGAGCAACACGAGAAACAGGAGCCCUCUUCCAGGCCGCAGUCCCUUCACAACAGUGAGGAAUUGGAACAUCAGGCGAGCCUCUCUGAGCACCAGGUUCCCGUGGAAGCGACAUGGGAGCAAAGAAAAAGACGGGCUACCCAGGUUCAAUUACAGACUGGUGUGACCAAAAUCAACACGAAGACAAAUUCAGGUACCCACACCCUGGUUCUUAGAGCACGCCGCUGGUUAUCUAGGCUUUUGAAGAGAGGCAGGAAGCGUGAAAAGCAGGAAACGAGGGUCUCCUCUCACCCUGGUCGAUGUGAAGCAGGAUAUGCCUGGAAUGCGGUUCCUGGAGGCUACCGGUGUGAAGGCAGACACCACUUUAUGCCAGCAUCAUAGCAUGAAUUUUGUUUGGCCCCUUUGUUCACUCACACUUACUCUCUCCAUUUCCCCCAUUUUGAUGUAUGUUUUUACUUUACCUUACUUUUCUUCUCCUUCUUUGUCCCCCUUUUUAUGUUGUACUGUAUUAAGAUACCCCAACUUGUAUUUCCGCACAUAUUCGGAAUGACUUUCUUGAAAUUGGCUUUUCUUCUUCUCGAGAUUUCUUUCUCUUUCUUUUCUUCUUCUUGUUUGUGUACGGAGUAGUGAUUAACAUGCAAUAUCAUGUUUUCCCUUA